AAAAAAAAAAAAAAAUUUCCUGUUAAUGUACAAAAAAAAAUGUCCAAAACGACGCCAAGAGUGUCGCUUUCCUCCUUAUCCAAAAUCCUCCCUUCAAUCUUGACGACACUUCUCCAGUUUUGAAACCUGGAGAACACUUACAAUCGCAAAGUUGAGGUCCAUCCAUGGCGAUACUUCGUCUUCUAUGCUUUCCAUCAACAACUAUCUUCUCCACCCAACAAUUACUCUCACCAACGCCCUCUCCGUCAUCCCUUCACAAACCUCCACAAGCCAAUAAUUCUUUCUUUCCUCCACCUCUUCUUCUCUCUGUCCCCUCUUUCUCUCCUCUUUCACACACCCUUCCCCUCAAAUCCCAAAAACCCAAUUUUUUCUUUCAUCUCUUAUCUUCAUCCCAAGCACAAGCCACCAUUGAAACACCAGAACUUGAACAAUCAGAGCCCAAAGAAGGAGGAGGAGUAGAAGAAGUAGAACAGGAACAAGAAGAAGAUGAGUCUUCUCGAACUAGAGUGCUUGCCCAGAAUGUACCCUGGAGUAGUACACCCGAUGACCUGCGUCCUCUAUUUCAGAAGUACGGGACUGUUGUAGACAUUGAGCUGUCAAUGUUCAACAAGACUAGAAACAGAGGUUUAGCAUUUGUUACAAUGGGUUCACACGAGGAAGCUCUGGCAGCGAUCAAUAACCUGGAAGCGUAUGAAUUAGAGGGUCGAGUUUUGAAGCUCGAAUGGGCUAGACCAAAAAAGAAGAAACCUUCUUCUCCAACACGACCCAAGCCAGUACCAAUACACAAUUUGUUUGUAGCCAAUUUGCCAUUCCAGGCAAGGGCCAAUGACCUUAAGGAGUUUUUUAAUGCUGAGAAUGCUAAUGUUGUUUCGGCGGAAAUCAUAUUCCUUGAUAAUCCAAGACGGUCUGCUGGAUAUGGAUUUGUUUCCUUUAACAGUAAGGAAGAGGCUGAAUCAACACUCUCUGCUUUUCAAGGGAAGGAGUUUAUGGGAAGACAAAUUCGAGUGGCACGUAGCAAAAGAUUUUUGAGACAAGGAACUAAAGCAAAUAUCGAAUCUGAAAUUAACUUAAGCAAGUCAAGCCCUGAGGACGGAUCAGAGAGAACUUGAAGCUCAAUAACUUAGAGGCCGUGAGGUUCACAUUUCUUCACUUUGUUUUAGUUUCACAUUACGUAUUGUCACUUGAUUCAAUUUUUGUUAAUCAAAACUUAUAUUAAUGCUCAAAUGGCUUGAGUUCUGUUGCCUCUUGCUUAAUCAAACAGGAAUAUGAUGUUUCAAAGCUAAAAAGAUGUAAUACACAUCAAUAUGGCACACUAAACUGAGGGCAAAAGGGCUAGGCUCUCUAAAAUUUAAGCAGUGCAUCAAGUGAAUGAAAAUGUCCUGUUAUAACUGGUUGGUAUUCGAGUCUCUUACAAGUACCCGUGUAAUUCUCUGGGGAUAUGUAGUCCCCGUUGCAUAUGCUUCAGCAACCAGCUCCAGAUAAUGGCCCCAAGGGAGACUUGAAUUAAGGACUUCCAACUCUCAAUUAGGGUUCCUUCUAAUAGUGUCUAGACUUUCAAAAAUUUGAAGACAUGCCAAGUCAUAAGAAAUGUCUAAUAGACAAGUACCCUUAUAGCUUCUCUUGUUACUUUAAAACUUUACUCUUAGGAAACAUUACUUUAAUAUUGUUGAUGUCAGAUUCUAUUAGUUGGAUAGGUGCCACAAAUAAUAUGGCCUGAACAGGUUUAAUAUGUAUUUGUCCUUACAAAUUUUCUUGGUGGAUGAAGAUGACAACAAAUUUAGCCUUUGCGAGUUUGCUCAGAUAGACCAAUUUCUACAGCAUAAGGAAUCCACAAUUACUGACAGUUGAUCCCACUUAUGUAGGGUAGACCAGUCUCAACCUAACCGAUUGCAGGUUUUGUGCAAUCUAACUUAACUAUCCUAUGCCUCGAACCAGAAGGAUUGCACUUCUAUCUCCUACACAUUUAUCUUUACAUUUGGCUGUAUGUUGCAAUCACUUUUUCACAGAAGUAAAGCAUAUAAGUCAGCAAUUUUCGGAAAAUCCCCGUGACAAAAAAUGAAAUUAAGUGAGCGAAACGUUCCCUCAAUGCGUUCUCUACUAGGAAGUACGGAUACUCGCCGGGGGGUCGUCGUGGCAAUGUUGGACACGUUUUCGACAUGGAUACGCAAAGGACACGACCAGGCACGUGUCUGACACUUGUAAAAGUGUCCUAUACAGUAAAUUUGAAUUUUUUUAGUCGGAUACGUGGGGAUACUGGAGGGACACGGCAGGAUACGACGGGGUACUUUUGUUAUUUUAAAAACUUAGAGGGCUGAAACGAAAAAAAAAUGUCAAAGUUACGUUAUUUGGCUUAAAAAAGAAAAAAUAAAAGGGAAAAGGGAAAAAACAAAGUUGAAGCUUCGACACUUCAAUGUGUUUGCGAGAGAGAGAGAGAGAGAGAAGAGAAGAACGAGCUCGAGAGGACCAAAAGAGGAGAAGAAGG
Ilex paraguariensis (yerba mate) is the source of this 2482-nucleotide messenger RNA. The record is from the annotation of a GenBank genome assembly. NCBI's taxonomy places the organism in Eukaryota, Viridiplantae, Streptophyta, Magnoliopsida, Aquifoliales, Aquifoliaceae.